This is a messenger RNA of Marasmius oreades (fairy-ring Marasmius), 631 nucleotides long. It is a transcript of the gene NME11, whose product is annotated as Nucleoside diphosphate kinase A 1. The record is from RefSeq and is a predicted model, not a curated record. Lineage: Eukaryota; Fungi; Basidiomycota; Agaricomycetes; Agaricales; Marasmiaceae. Gene Ontology annotation, molecular function: nucleoside diphosphate kinase activity. Bases 41 to 496 code for a protein of 151 amino acids. The transcript has 5 exons. Gene Ontology annotation, biological process: GTP biosynthetic process; CTP biosynthetic process; UTP biosynthetic process.
GAAAACUUUUUUUCGAUUCUAUCACUACCACCACCCAACGAUGUCCAAUACCGAGCGUACCUAUAUUAUGGUCAAGCCUGACGGGGUUCAGCGCGGGCUCGUUGGCGAGAUCAUACAGAGAUUCGAGAGGAGAGGAUUCAAAAUGAUUGCCCUGAAGAUGGUUUGGCCUACUACAGAACUCCUCGAGAAGCACUACGCUGACCUCAAGAACAGGCCUUUCUUCCCCAAUUUGAUCAAAUACAUGGCUUCCGGUCCCGUCGUGGCCAUUGUCUUGGAAGGGCGCGAUGCUGUUGCCACCGGCCGUGUUAUGCUCGGUGAAACAGACCCUCUUAAGUCCGCACCUGGCACUAUCCGUGGAGACCUCUGCUUGCAGGUUGGCCGUAACAUUUGCCAUGGCUCUGACUCCGUUCAGAACGCCGAGAAGGAGAUUGCUCUCUGGUUCCCCGAGGGCAUCGUCAAAUACACCCUUGCUACGGAAAACUGGAUCUUUGAGUGAUCAUGUUUGCAAGGUUUUCGAUCAUAUGUAGGAUUAGGUUGUAAUCUGAGGGUGUAGAACGAACAACAAUGAAAAAUGUCUGUACAAAUCGCAUGUCAGCGUCUGUCCAAAUCUAAGUCUGUUGUCGCACUCGCC